AAAGAAAGCUAAUAAGAUUCCAUUCAUCUUCUUCCUCCAGCAUCCAAAUCAAAAGUACAAGAAUAGCCACGACUUCUCUCCCUCCCUACAUUUGGUCUCCAAUCUUUUCAUAGGAUCAAUCAGAGCAACACAACUCUCUAACCUUCCUCUGUUUCUAGCUCCAGAAGAGAAAAAGGAUCGAUCUUCUGAAUCUGAAACCUGGAGGUUUGGAAUUGACUCGGGUCUUUUUGGGGAUCGAUAGAUAGAAGAGAUCUUUAUGGGUUUUGUUUAGAAACUCACACAAAGAUGUCGUUGAAGCAUCAUCAUAGAGGAGGAGGAGGAGGAGGAGUAGAGAUGUCGGGUUCCAAGAGUUUUGUCUCAAAGAAAUGGACUUUCUUACUCUGUAUCGGUUUCUUCUGCGCCGGAACUCUCUUCUCCGACAGAAUGUGGCCAGAGCCUGAAGCCAAUGUUGCAUCAAGGGAAGCAGCUUCAGAUGAACGUCUUCUGCAUUUAGUGUCAGAUGACUGUGAUUCAUCAAAAAAGACAAGCCUUGGAGAAGUGUACAAGAGUCCUGAUGCUAUUCAAACGCUAGACAAAACGAUAUCGACUCUGGAAAUGGAGUUAGCAGCUGCAAAAGCCGCGCAAGAAUCCAUCGUGAACGGUUCACCAGUCUCUGAUGAGUUCAAGGUCCCUCAAACUGCUACCAAAAGAAAGUAUCUGAUGGUUGUUGGGAUCAACACUGCGUUUAACAGCAGAAAGCGAAGGGAUUCUGUCCGUGCUACUUGGAUGCCUCCCGGUGAGGAGAGAAAGAAGCUCGAAGAAGAGAAAGGGAUUGUGAUGCGGUUUGUAAUAGGUCAUAGUGCUACUCCUGGUGGGAUUCUUGAUAGAGCGAUUCAAGCUGAGGAAAGUAAACACGGAGACUUCUUGAGACUGGAUCAUGUUGAAGGUUAUCUAGAGCUGUCAGCAAAGACUAAAUCUUACUUUAGCACGGCUUUUGCAUUAUGGGAUGCAGACUUCUACGUGAAAGUCGAUGAUGAUGUUCAUGUAAACAUAGCCACGCUGGGAGCAGAGUUAGCAAGAUACCGUAUGAAACCUCGAGUAUACAUUGGUUGCAUGAAAUCUGGACCCGUUCUUGCUCAGAAAGGAGUGAGGUAUCAUGAACCGGAGUACUGGAAGUUUGGAGAAGAGGGUAACAAGUACUUCCGCCACGCCACGGGUCAGCUCUACGCCAUUUCCAGGGAGUUGGCGUCUUACAUAUCGAUAAACCAAAACGUACUUCACAAGUAUGUGAAUGAGGAUGUCUCUUUAGGAUCAUGGUUUCUUGGAUUGGAUGUGGAGCAUGUAGAUGACCGUAGGCUGUGUUGUGGUACAACAGACUGUGAGUGGAAGGCACAGGCGGGGAACAUGUGUGUUGCCUCGUUUGAUUGGAGCUGCAGUGGGAUUUGUAGAUCAGCGGUUCGGAUGAAGGAUGUUCAUCGGAGGUGUGGAGAAGGCAGAGAUGCUCUUAUUGCUGCAUCAUUUUGAACAAAGAAAACACAUUGACAGAAGAAGAAGAGUACAAAGAGACAAAUCAGCUCAACAGUUUGUAGUAUAGACACACACACUCGAGACUGCUCAACACAUACUCUCUAUACAUGUUUGUAUCUUUUGAACUGAAAUGAGAAGGGUGCUUUUUGCCCUCCUUUCUCUGAUUUCUUUAUAAUUUUUUUUUUCCAUUUCUUUGCUAAGGUUUAGAGUUUCUUUCACAUAGAAAAUGCAGUUUUUAGCUGCAAAAGGCAGAACUCAAUGAAAGCACAUUCAGAGAAUUAUGAACUUCUGAACUGAACUUA
Molecule: messenger RNA, 1808 nt
Organism: Raphanus sativus (radish)
Lineage: Eukaryota; Viridiplantae; Streptophyta; Magnoliopsida; Brassicales; Brassicaceae
Product: probable beta-1,3-galactosyltransferase 4
Exons: 11
Coding region: 286-1503 (405 amino acids)
Cellular component (GO): Golgi membrane
Molecular function (GO): hexosyltransferase activity
Source: RefSeq, a predicted model, not a curated record